Messenger RNA from Ascochyta rabiei, 306 nucleotides. RefSeq lists its product as uncharacterized. The record is from RefSeq and is a predicted model, not a curated record. The coding region runs from base 1 to 306 and encodes 101 amino acids. Lineage: Eukaryota; Fungi; Ascomycota; Dothideomycetes; Pleosporales; Didymellaceae. The transcript is spliced from 2 exons.
AUGCGGCCCUUCGCGGUCCCGCCUUCAAAGCGAAAGUCCUCCGAGUGUCUGUACGCGGAACAACCUCCAAAACAACUAAUAGCUGCAAAGCCUUCAAACCCUCCAAACACUCGCGCUUUAACAUCCCUGCCGGCUGGCUACCUCUACCAGCACACAAAGAAGACACCUAAGAAGCGCACCACCAACACUACCACAUCAGCCAAUCUAACCGAACAAGAGACUGAGCCCCUUCAGGCUCCUUGUGGCGCCAGCUCGUCCGAGCCGCGCGCGCUAGGUGCUGCGAGGCCAACAGGUGCGACUGCUUAG